Synchytrium microbalum is the source of this 1416-nucleotide messenger RNA. RefSeq lists its product as uncharacterized. Gene Ontology annotation, biological process: protein dephosphorylation. The transcript is spliced from 8 exons. NCBI's taxonomy places the organism in Eukaryota, Fungi, Chytridiomycota, Chytridiomycetes, Synchytriales, Synchytriaceae. The record is from RefSeq and is a predicted model, not a curated record. Gene Ontology annotation, molecular function: protein serine/threonine phosphatase activity; cation binding. Bases 1 to 1416 code for a protein of 471 amino acids.
AUGAGCGGAAGCGAGGCGACCACAGGACUGCUGGAUGUGAGUCGAUUGCCAGUACGCAACAUCGUAGCAUCUCCUGAGCCAUCCGAAUCAGGCAGCCCAUCCACCACUCCCACCCAAAAGAGAAUAUCAUUGGCAUUCCCUGCAGCUGCCAUCUCAUCAUCCAUACUACACCCAGCACACUCACAGGACAAUAAGCCAGACAAUACAAUCUCACAUUCAGACAUGUCCCCCGCUCCAGUUACCACCCUCCUAGACGACAUGGACGAAGACACUGUCAUAUAUGCCAGCACUGAUCCAUCAUCCUCACGUACCGACGAUCAGGACUCGGACGAGGACGAAUCUUCCACUACAAACAUAUCUACCGAUGAUAUAAAACCAGCAUCUUCAACUAGCACAAGCACUUCCAGUACUGCCAUCACUACAAACCCUAUACCGCAACAAACAAACGAACCAGCUGGGUAUAGACCACCGCACGAUCCAAGAGCUGGCUUCUCCAUUGGGUUUGCUGAGGAUCGGAAUAGAAGGCAUCGUCGUACCAUGGAGGAUGCUCAUGCCUUUAUUUCUAAUUUCUUGGAUGUGCCCGGUCAAGGCUACUUUGCUGUGUUCGAUGGACAUGCUGGAAAGGGUGCUGCUGAAUGGUGUGGACAGCAUUUCCACGAGACACUACAAGGCCUCCUCCAAAAUAGCAGCACAACAAUACCCGAAAUACUCAACGAGAGCUUUACAUCAACCGACAAACAACUCGCAGCACGACCAGGAAUGUUUUCAGGAUGUACAGCUGCAGUCGCACUCCUUAGAGUCGAAGAUUGCGAUUUCGAAUCAUCGUCUGGGUCAUUGCAAGAUGUGAAUAUGGAUUCGUCUACGACAAGUAGUGGUGGUGAUUUGCCGAAAAAAGUGAAUGGACAGGCGUCUGUCAAAAGGCGAGUAUUGUAUACAGCUAAUGCUGGAGAUGCCAGAGUAGUGUUGUGUCGCAAUGGUAUCGCAGAAAGACUGUCAUACGAUCACAAGGGCUCGGACUUAUCAGAACAGAAGCGCAUAACUGAAUCUGGUGGAUUUGUUCUCAACAAUCGUGUCAAUGGUGUACUAGCUGUCACAAGAUCGCUCGGUGAUGUUGCUAUGAAGGAAUGGAUUAUAGGGAAUCCGUAUACAGUGGAAACACCUAUAAUUGAGACGGAUUCUUUCAUGAUUGUUGCUUGUGAUGGGCUAUGGGACGUAUGUACAGAUCAAACUGCAGUCGACCUAGUAUUGAACACACUAGAUCCACAAAAGGCUGCUGAAGAACUACUAGCCUACGCAUUGGAGCACUGGUCGACCGACAAUCUGUCUGUGAUUGUGAUUCGACUGGAUCCGAAUUGGAAGUAUGAUUCGCAGCCUGCCAAAGCUAUCGUUACGGCUUCAGGACCUAUUAUUGGCUAA